Molecule: messenger RNA, 1154 nt
Organism: Durusdinium trenchii
Lineage: Eukaryota; Dinophyceae; Suessiales; Symbiodiniaceae
Source: the annotation of a GenBank genome assembly
GCUACACCCCUGGCAAGCUUCUGGAGCACUACCUGAACACGGGCCAGGUCGCGACUCCCAUGGAGGAGAUGGACAGCGGCAACGAGAAGGAAAGUGAAGAGAAGAAGAUGGUGGUGGGUGAGAAGAAUGGAGAUGAAAUUGAAGAGAAGAAGAUGGUGGUGGGUGAGAAGAAUGGAGAUGAGAAGAAGAUGGUGGGUGAGAAGAAUGGAGAUGAGAAGAAGAUGGUGGGUGAGAAGAAUGGAGAUGAGAAGAAGAUGGUGGGUGAGAAGGAUGGAGAUGAGAAGAAGAUGGUGGGUGAGAAGAAUGGAGAUGAGAAGAAGGAGGGUGCAAACCGAAAGGGUGAAGCUCCUCCAUUCCCACCACUCCCGCCCAUGCCCCCACCACCCCCCAUCCCACCGCCAGCUGACGUGGCGCCGCCGCCAUCUGCAGUGCCGACGCCACCGCCGCCAGUGCAGCCGACCAAGAAGCCAUCGGAGCCUGUGAAGCCACCAGUGAAGGCAUCCGGCCGGCCAAAAGAAAAGAAGAUGCCCAAGCCGCCAUACCCGCCACCCCCAGCCCCGGCAGCGAAGCUCAUCAAGGCGCACCCAAAACCAAAAUGGAGGUCCAAUGAGUGGGAACGUGUCAUCAAGGUCGAUGAUGAUGAGCAGACUGAUGACGCAUGGGGGGCGUGGAAGGGAGAUGACACCAAGAUCGACAAAAGCUGGACCAUGCCGUCGUGGGGCCAUGGUGGCUGGGGCACUCAGUGGCAUGACCAUGCGGUCAAUCCAGGAUGGGGCGCUGCCGAUGCUGGUGGAUGGGGCCCUGGCGCUGGCUCAUCGACAGAUGGCCAGCAGUGGCAGCGCGCCAUGAUGACGGCUGAGGGCCAGGGUUGGAGCAAGAUUCUGAGCUUGAAUGCAUCGAUGAGCUGGGGCAUGGAGAGGAACAAUGACAGCUGCACCAUCACGACCGUGGCCAAGGCAGAAUGCAUGCAGAUCGAGAAGCCGAAGCGCGUGCGAGAUGCUUCCAACCGACGCCGUGGAGGCUACAAAUAUCAGAAGCAGCUGCAGAACCGGAUGCGUGAGCAGGAAAGGAUUGAGCAAGCCGACCAGAUCAGCCAGGCUCUGAACAUCAUGGGGAGCCUGGCGCGAUCCUUGGAGACUGUCUUGGAUGAGUGA